Molecule: messenger RNA, 3766 nt
Organism: Fukomys damarensis (Damara mole-rat)
Lineage: Eukaryota; Metazoa; Chordata; Mammalia; Rodentia; Bathyergidae
Gene: Kif6
Product: kinesin family member 6
Exons: 23
Coding region: 265-2973 (902 amino acids)
Biological process (GO): microtubule-based movement
Molecular function (GO): microtubule motor activity; ATP binding; microtubule binding
Source: RefSeq, a predicted model, not a curated record
CCCAAGGUCCUGCCCUCACGCAUGCGCGGAGCUCUCUCUUUAGCCCCAUCUCCACCCCUCAGCUGCUCUCUUGGCUCGCCCCUCCUCUUCCGCGACCAAUUAGGGAAAAGAGGCGGGAUCGCGACUGCCGCGGUGCUCUUCGGGUAGUAUCCCUAGUUACUGUUGCUAAGGCUGCGGGGUCGCGGAGAGUGGUGGGAGUAAGAAGUUUUGGAAGCGAGGCCCGAGCGAGAGAGAGGUCAAGGGUCAGUCAGAGCAGGGGAGGAGAUGGUGAAGCAGACUAUCCAGAUUUUCGCGAGGGUAAAGCCCCCUGGCCGGAAGCGUCAACAAGGGAUUUAUUCCAUAGAUGAAGAUGAAAAAUUAACACCUAGCUUGGAAAUUAUCUUACCACGCGAUUUGGCAGAUGGAUUUGUGAAUAAUAAGCGAGAAUGCUACAGAUUUAAAUUUCAAAGGAUUUUUGAUCAUGAUGCAAAGCAAGAGAUCAUUUUUGAAAACAUUGCCAAACCAGUUGCUGAGAGUGUUCUGGCGGGUUACAACAGUACCAUCUUUGCAUAUGGGCAGACAGGAAGUGGCAAGACCUUCACUAUCACAGGUGGGGCUGAGCGCUACAGCGACAGAGGCAUUAUCCCAAGGACGCUGUCGUACAUUUUUGAACAGCUACAAAAGGACAGCAGCAAAAUAUAUACAACACACAUUUCCUAUUUGGAAAUCUACAAUGAAUGCGGUUAUGAUCUAUUGGAUCCAAGACACGAAGCCUCCAGAUUGGAAGAUAUGCCGAAAGUGACAAUUUUGGAGGACCCUGAUCAGAACAUUCACCUGAAAAACCUGUCUCUUCAUCAGGCAAUGACAGAAGAAGAAGCUCUGAAUUUGCUGUUCCUGGGAGACACCAACAGAAUGAUUGCAGAGACACCUAUGAACCAGGCUUCAACCCGUUCCCACUGCAUCUUCACUGUUCAUCUGUCAAGCAAGGAGCCAGGAUCUGCAACCGUCCGGCACUCCAAGCUCCACCUGGUCGACCUGGCUGGUUCCGAGCGAGUUGCCAAGAGCGGAGUCAGUGGCCAACUUCUAACAGAGGCCAAGUACAUCAACUUGUCCCUGCAUUACUUAGAGCAGGUCAUCAUUGCCCUGUCCGAGAAGAACCGCUCGCACAUUCCUUACAGGAACUCCAUGAUGACCAGCGUCCUCAGGGACAGCUUAGGGGGAAACUGCAUGACGACCAUGAUUGCGACACUCUCCUUGGAGAAAAGGAAUAUUGAGGAGUCCAUAUCUACGUGCAGAUUCGCACAGCGAGUGGCGCUCAUAAAGAACGAAGCAGUCCUUAACGAAGAAAUUGAUCCCAGAUUGGUGAUUGUCCGCCUGCAGAAGGAAAUCCAGGAGCUGAAGGACGAACUGGCCAUCGUCACCGGGGAGCGGAGGACAGAGGCGCUCACGGAAGAGGAACUCCUGCAGCUGGAAAAACUAAUGACAUCCUUUUUGGAAGACCAAGAUCCAGAGAGUAGACUAGAGGUUGGCACUGAUAUGCGUAAAAUUCAUCACUGUUUUCAUCAUUUAAAGAAGCUUGUGAAUGACAAGCAGAUCCUUGGGAAGAAUCCAGGCCUCUCUGAAACCAAAGACCAAGACUGCCAAGAACCCUUGAGAGAGGAAGAAUACAGAAAGCUCCAGGACGUACUGAAGCAGAGAGACAACGAAAUCAAUAUUCUAGUCAACAUGUUAAAAAAGGAAAAGAAGAAAACUCAAGAGACUGGCCUCUUAUCUAGCAUGGAUAGGAGUGAAAUCAGAACCUCACAGGACUCGCCCUUCCCACCCGGGAACCCACAGGAAACGCAGAGGACAUCGUUGCCUUUGGUUCCAGCACAGGCCCAGGACUUUGGCACGUCCCCGUACAGAUCCAGUUUGCUGCACAAGAAAACAGGGAUGAGAGAGGAAAUGUCAUUCGGACGCCAGCAGGCUUUUGAAAUCUUCAAGAGGGACCACGCUGACAGCGUUACCAUUGAUGACAACAAACAGAUUCUGAAACAGAGAUUUUCUGAAGCAAAAGCCCUGGGAGAAAGUAUAAAUGAAGCCAGAAGGAAAAUCGGUCACCUGAAGGACACCAUCACACAGCGGCACAUGCAGCAGGUGGCCCUCGGAAUCUCAGAAAACACGGCCGUGCCCCGGGUGCCCGAUCCGCAGGAGGAGGAUCUUCGACGGCAGCUGGAGGAAGAAAAAUCGAGGUACAGAGCAAUGUUCACACAACUCAAAGCCCUGAAGGUGGAGAUCGAGCAUCUGCAGCUGCUCAUGGACAAGGCCAAGGUCAAGCUGCAAAAAGGGUUUGAAGCCUGGUGGGCAGCAGAGGCCAGCAGCCUGCAGGUGCAUUCUCCAGCGGCGAAUCCACAGGGUCCAGUGAAACCUUUUCCCCAGACCUCCAAGUCCCAGAAGGACCAGUCCCAGCUUCUGUCUAACAGAAGGGACCUGACGGGCAGGAACAUCCCGCCCACGCCUUACCCCGGCCCAGCAGGGCGGGAGCAGCGCAGCUCCAGCGCCCAGCCCGAUGGCAGGUUUGUGUCUCGCCACCCGCACCCGGCUGUGACAGCCCCUGCCUCGAAGAGGGGCCUGCAGCCGCCCAUCUGCCCCUCCCACGACCCGAGGCACCCAGUCCAGUCCCCAUUCAGGCAGCCCAAGGCCAGCUUUGACCCAGACCCCGGCAACCCCGGAAUCUCAUAUUCCCGCCUGCUGACUCCAGGCCUGGGCAUCUUCGGCGCUCUGUGCCCUUGGGCCGGAAUCGCCCACUCACCUGCUCACCCUGUGACUCCCCUUCUCCUGGAGCUGCCCACACUGGCCCAGGGGUGCACAGCGCUGACACCCGGAGACUUCAUCCCUGAGGGGCCAAUGUCGUCCAUCCCCCUCACCGGAGACAGCCGGACAGACUCCGACAUCCUGGCGUUCAUCAGGGCCAGACAGAGCAUUCUGCAGAAGAAAUGCCUGGGUAGCAACUGACUUUCCGGUGAGAGGCGAGAGUCCGGCCACAGCGCUGCAGGAGUGGAGAACCAAGGCCCCACCCCUCACUUGAGACUUUGGAAGUGACCUGGGGGUGCUGGGAGCAGCUGGUGAAUUUGAACCUGGGGAGAGGCCCUGUCGCUUUAAGGGUGGCAGCCUGGAGGCCGACCAAGGAGUGGUCCUUCCUGUGGUUGCCGGAGGGCCAGGCCAGGUGGUGCAGGAGGGGCUUCAGCUUGCUGUUGCAGUGCUGUUCUGUGCACAGAGCAAGCAGCCUCGGAAUGCAGGGUGGGCCAGUGAUCGGGGUCCUGCCACCCCCUGCUGGAGGAGCUCAGGAGCCACUGUGCCAGGUCAGCAGGACUUCAGAGCCCAUUCAGACGGGAACGAGGGCCAAGCCCGAUCUUCCAGCCGAAACUCCACGGUCACCCUCCUGCCUUGACAAACUGCAGCAGCUCUGAGCCAGCUGUGUCCCUGAAGCCAGGCACCCAGUGGACACUGCAGCAGCAGAGGACAGUGGGCGGCUCCCGAGAGCUCUGCGGAGAGGGUAGUGGGGCUCCAUGGACAUCAGCUUCUGCCCAGCCACUGCUCCCCACCCCACAAAGAACAGAGCUGCCUGCACCCUCUCAGGGAGCCUCCCAGCCCACAGGCACUGGCUUGGAGACUUAGGUCCCAAGGGUGAGCCCUGGGCCUCCAGGAGGCCUUGGACAGUGGCUGCAGGCAUCGGGGCUCCCCAGCGGCAGUUGGGGUGGGGCAUGGAGGGUAGAGAGGGGUGGCCCUGGACACAAGGGCAGCAGAA